Ilyonectria robusta is the source of this 1305-nucleotide messenger RNA. RefSeq lists its product as uncharacterized. NCBI's taxonomy places the organism in Eukaryota, Fungi, Ascomycota, Sordariomycetes, Hypocreales, Nectriaceae. Bases 244 to 837 code for a protein of 197 amino acids. The transcript has 2 exons. The record is from RefSeq and is a predicted model, not a curated record.
CUCCGCUCUCGUGAGACCAGCUGCACCUUUCGUAUAGCAAUCAAGCCACGCCUGCAGCCCCGGCUUCUACCACAGCAGCAAGUGGUUGGAUUCGCCGUCUCCUGUGUCUGUACUAUGACUUAGGCCGUCUCCUCUGUCUCAGGGACUCCAGAGACGUCGACCAGAUUAAUCCCUCACUGCCAAACAAGGCGCAUAUACUAAGCUAGCAACCCGCCACCCCUCAGAGUUAUACAUCAACCAGCAAUGCGGUCACGAUACCGCGCAGACAUUACGAGCCCCAUCCCCGGCAAUUUACCAUCUGAGGUCGUCGUGGCCUUUCUGCAGACCUUUACUCCCAUCAUACGCCAUAACCCUGGCAUGGUCAGCUUUGAGGAAUCGCCGUCUAACCCCAGCCUUAUUGAAAACGAUCCCUACUUUGGGCCUUGGGACAACACUGUUCGCGCCUUUGAGGUCCGUGAGGUUAUCCAACUUGCCCCUGGCCUUCGCCGAGAAACAAAGUGGCCCAUCGUCUUCCAGUGUGUACCUAAUGGCGCCCUGUGUCGAGUUAACGCCCCGGGCGGUAUUAUAACGUGGACCCAGUGGACCGUUCGUCCACUGAGCGAGGCCACCGUCUCCACCAACUUGGACGGUAGCCCUGGCACGGUGGCCAGUUUGGACGAUAGCCCAGGCACAAUGACCGCUUUGGGAGAAGAGUGGGAGCUGUACGGGGAGACACACCUUGAGGCGAACAGUCUUAUGAUACCCUUUAUUUUUCCGAUGACUUGUAAGAUUCUCCGCGAGAUGAGUGGACGGAUUGUGGACGAGGUAUUUAAGAGUUACUUUGUUAAUACACCCUAGCUUAUAGUUUUAGUUUGUUGGGGGCGAUAAUUGAUACCACAGAGCGAUACACGACUGGUUUCGAUUCUAAACUGUUCACAAGUGGUUUGCCGAGCUAAACUGUUGUCUUACGGAUAGCAGACUCGAUGAAUGAGAUUGCAAACUAAAUAGACGGUAUGUAUCUUAUAAGUAGCAGUAGUAGCUCUGGGAGAGCUCUACUAGAGCGAAUGAGGUCGAGACAAGAUGGUGUGGCUGAGCUUAUGCAGAUGGUCAGCAUAACCACACGGAGCCGGGUUUCGGGCGAAAUGCCGCAAAUUGCAGGGUUGACCAUCCUUCGUCUACCAAAUCCGAGAGGUGAUGUUUGCUAAGCACGGCGUCAAAAUACACAGCAGAUUAGGCGUAGACAAGAUAAAAGCAAAGCUUUACUAUGACGAAUGCAAAAGUUGCAUUCAAGGUGGCAAAGAGCAUUAUUGUACCGAUGAAAGACCC